Molecule: messenger RNA, 2563 nt
Organism: Musa acuminata subsp. malaccensis (wild Malaysian banana)
Lineage: Eukaryota; Viridiplantae; Streptophyta; Magnoliopsida; Zingiberales; Musaceae
Product: phenylalanine ammonia-lyase
Biological process (GO): L-phenylalanine catabolic process
Cellular component (GO): cytoplasm
Molecular function (GO): ammonia-lyase activity
Source: RefSeq, a predicted model, not a curated record
CCUCUUCCUUCCAUGACGGGGCUGCUUCUGUCUUCACUGCCACAAAUACAUACAUAUCCUAAGAAGCCCCACCACCACUCUGCCGCGAUGGACUCCCCCGGUAGCUACAUCCGCCCCAUCCGGUGCUUCCGGCCGCCGACCCUCCCCGUCCCGACCGACGGCAUCAACCCGAUCGCUGUCUCCGGGACCUCCUACGUCCCUGACCCCCCGCACUGGAAGAAGGCCGCCGAGGCCCUCUCUUGUGCCCACUUUGACGAGGUCCACCGCAUGAUCACCCAGUUCUCCACCCUCUCCUCCGUCGACCUCGAGGGCACCACCCUCACGGUCGCGCAGGUCGCCGCUGUUUCCCGCCGCCUCACGGUGUCCGUCGUCCUCGACGCUGACACUGCGCGCGAACGCGUCGACCGCAGCGCCGCCUGGGUCGCUGACAACAUCGAGCGCGGCACCGACACGUACGGUGUCACCACCGGGUUCGGCGCCACGUCACACCGCCGCACCAAGAAAACCGCCGACCUCCAGACCGAGCUCAUCCGCUUCCUCAACGCCGGCGUCGUCGGUAAGGAGUUCCUCCCCUCGAGCUACGCCAAGGCCGCGAUGCUCGUGAGGACCAACACCCUGAUGCAGGGCUAUUCCGGCAUCCGGUGGGAGCUCCUGGAGGCCAUCGCCAAGCUCAUGAACUGCAACAUGAUCCCCAAGCUACCGCUGCGGGGCACCAUUACCGCCUCAGGCGAUCUCGUCCCGCUUUCCUACAUCGCUGGCCUACUUACCGGGCGGCACAAUUCGAGGGUGGUCACCCCCGAGGGCGACGAGAUCACAUCCGUCGAGGCGCUGAAGCGUGUCGGAAUCGGAGCGCCGUUUGAGCUCCAGGCAAAGGAGGGGCUUGCGCUUGUCAACGGCACCGCGGUCGGCUCGGCGGUGGCGGCCACCGUGUGUUACGACGCCAACAUCCUAGCCUUGCUCUCGGUAAUCCUAUCGGCGAUGUUCUGUGAAGCCAUGCAGGGCAAGCCGGAGUUCACCGAUCCAUUGACCCAUGAACUGAAACACCAUCCAGGCCAGAUCGAAUCAGCGGCUAUUAUGGAGUUCCUGCUCGACGGCAGCGACUAUAUGAAGGAGGCCAAGCUGCGGCACGAGCGCGAGCCGUUGACGAAGCCGAAGCAGGACCGGUACGCUCUGCGGACGUCGCCGCAAUGGCUCGGGCCGCAAAUAGAGGUGAUCCGCACGGCGACGCACUCGAUCGAGCGGGAAAUCAACUCAGUCAACGAUAACCCCCUCAUCGACGUCGCCCGCGACAUCGCUCUCCACGGCGGCAAUUUCCAGGGGACACCCAUCGGCGUUUCCAUGGACAACCUCCGCGUCGCGCUGGCGGCCAUCGGGAAGCUGGUCUUCGCGCAAUUCUCCGAGCUCGUCUGCGACUACUACAACGACGGCCUACCGUCCAAUCUGAGCGCCGGCGCCGACCCCAGUCUCGACUACGGCCUAAAGGGAGCCGAGAUCGCCAUGGCCGCCUACUGCUCGGAGCUCCAGUACUUGGCCAACCCGGUGACGACCCACGUCCAGAGCGCCGAGCAGCACAACCAGGACAUCAACUCCUUGGGCCUAAUCUCGGCGCGUAAGAGCGCCGAGGCUGUGGAGAUCCUGAAGCUGAUGAUGGCCACCUACAUGAUCGCUCUGUGCCAAGCAAUCGACCUGAGACAUCUGGAAGAGAACCUGAGAGAGGUCGUGAAGCACGUCCUGCUGCAGUCAGCCAGGAAAUCGCUCUAUGUGGCGGAGGACGGCAGGCUAACAGAGGCGAGAUUCUGCGAGAAAGAACUGAUCCAAGUCGCCGAAAGGCAGCCGGUUUUCUCCUACAUCGACGACCCCGCGAACCCGUCGUACGCGUUGAUGCUCCAGCUGAGAGAGGUUUUGGUCGAGAAGGCGCUGGAGGGAACAGAGGAAGGCAUGGCGGCGUUCAAGCGGAUCCCCAAGUUCCAGGAGGAGCUGGGUAGCGCACUGAAUGAGGAGAUCGCCAAGGCGAGGGAGAGGUUUGGGAGAGGAGACUUCAUUGUGGGGAGUAGGAUAAAGAAGUGCAGGACUUACCCGGUGUACAACUUCGUGAGGGAGGAGGUGGGCACGGAGCUGCUGACAGGGGAGAAGAAGGUGAGUCCCGGGGAGUACAUAGAGAAGGUUUAUGAGGCGAUGGAGGAAGGGAAGAUCGGAGAGGUGGUGGUGAAGUGCGUCGGGGAGUGGCGGGGGUCGGCCGGUCCGUUCACUCCACGGCCCGAGGCCUCGUCGCCGGCCCUCAGGAAUCCGGAGAACUGGAGCUGGUUUGAGCAGGUGAGGUCGCCGUCGGCCACCAGCGGGAGGGGGUAUUGGAACUUAUGAGGAAGAAAGAUGGUGAUUGGCUGCCCGUCUUAGAUUUAUCUCCCUGCAGUCACAUUGCCUCCUCCCUGCAUGUGCUUGUAAGCUUCAACGCUGGUGAUUUUGUUUGUUUACUUUGUACUGCUUGUGCAUCUCGAAACCCAAAUAACUCUUCGGAUCCAAAGCUACAUUUCUGCUGAUUAUAAUAUUUUGACGGAGAAAAAAA